Messenger RNA from Phaeoacremonium minimum UCRPA7, 1509 nucleotides. Its product is annotated as putative drug transporter protein. Gene Ontology annotation, molecular function: transmembrane transporter activity. The transcript has 2 exons. The record is from RefSeq and is a predicted model, not a curated record. Lineage: Eukaryota; Fungi; Ascomycota; Sordariomycetes; Togniniales; Togniniaceae. Gene Ontology annotation, biological process: transmembrane transport. Bases 1 to 1509 code for a protein of 502 amino acids.
AUGAUGGCAGAUGUGUUUGGAACCUCCCAAUUAGCAGUACUGGUCGGUAUCACAACUUUCUGUCUUGGCUUCGCACUUGCACCCAUGGCUCUGGCUCCAUUUUCGGAGAUCAAUGGUCGAUAUCCUGUCUUCGUGGUCUCCGGCUCGAUCUACGUUCUAUUCCAGGCAGUCUGUGGCCUUGUUCCUAACCUUGCUGGCAUGUUGAUCGCAAGAUUCCUCGUUGGCGUCGGAGGGUCUGUCUUUAGUACCAUGGUGGGCGGCGUUAUUGCCGACUUGUGGCAUGCCCAAGGCAGAAACACUCCGAUGGCUGUCUUUAGCGGCUUCGUUUUGGUGGGCACAGGCGCUGGUCCACUCGUUUCUGCUUUGAUCGUACAUCGGCUGGGAAUUGAGGGGAGAUAUGGCGGUUGGCGAUGGGUGUUCUGGCACCAAGCUAUUGCAGGCGGUAUUCUGAUGGUAGCGCUGGUGACUCUCUUCAAGGAAACUCGGGGUUCUGUCCUCCUCUCACGAAAGGCAAAAACUUUGAAUAAAUGGUACGAGGAGCGAGAGAGAGCAGGUUAUUUUGGAGUCUGGGUCGUCGAGGAGGAAGACACAGGCGACGAUGACGAGAGCGAUUUGGACGCCCCGCCACAAGUAGAAGAAGACGAGGAGAAACGCAUUGAUGCGCCUGCCCGAGCUGGCGACUCAUCCCAAGUGAGAUUACAGAGGAUACGAUGGAUCGUCAAAGAAGACGAGGAGCGGUCGUCCAUUGCCGUUAUGAUCUCGAUUUCUAUCUGGAGGCCAUUCCACCUACUCUUCACAGAGCCUGUUGUUUUCUUCUUCUCAUUGUGGGUUGCAUUUGCCUGGGCUGUUUUAUACCUGACCUUCGGCUCCAUCCCCUACGUUUUCAAUCGCAUCUACGGCUGGAACAUCGAAAAAUGUGGCUACAUGUUUUCGGCAAUGAUGGUCGGAUCCUUCCUUUCCACUGUCAUUGGUGUCUGGCAGGACGAUCUUCUUAGAAAUCCGCUUUGGAGAGCUGAAAAUUGGGAUGAAGCUGGGCCCUUGACCCGAACGGAGCGGUUUUGGAGCUUCAUGCGCCGGCGUUUCCCUGUCGAGGUGCCCGAGUCAAGAUUGUACUUCACCUGCAUCACAGCUACACUCCUGCCCGUUGGCCUGUUCAUCUUCGGCUUCACAUCCGACUCCGGUACGCCAUGGAUUGUUCCCGCGAUCGCAAUCUGUCUCGCCACGAUGGGAAUCUUCUCUGUCUACCUUGCCACAUUUAACUACCUCGCAGAUGUGUACCACGUAUACGCAUCAUCUGCCCUUGCAGCACAGUCUUUCUGUCGGAACAUACUUGGUGGCGUGUUCCCUCUGGUGACGGUGAUGAUGUUUAAGAAUCUUGGGAACGAUAGAGCUGGUGGCUUGCUCGGUGGCAUCGCAAUGGGACUGACACUUGUCCCGUGGGUUCUGGUCUUCUACGGUGAAAGGAUACGGAGGCGGAGUAAAUUCGCAAUGGUUCUUGAGAAAACAUGA